GUGCAGAAGGAGGGCUCGCUGGGCGACGAGCUGCUGCCCCUCGGCUACGCCGAGCCGGAGCAGCAGGAGGGCUCGUCGGCCGGGGCGCCGUCGCCCACGCUGGAGCUGGCUAGCCGCAGCCCGUCCGGGGGCGCGGCGGGCCCGCUGCUCACGCCGUCUCAGUCGUUGGACGGCAGCCGGCGCUCGGGCUACAUCACCAUCGGCUAUCGCGGCUCCUACACGAUCGGGCGCGACGCGCAGGCGGACGCCAAGUUCCGGCGAGUGGCACGCAUCACCGUGUGCGGCAAGACGUCGCUGGCCAAGGAGGUGUUCGGCGACACCCUGAACGAGAGCCGGGACCCGGACCGUCCUCCCGAGCGCUACACCUCGCGCUAUUACCUCAAGUUCAACUUCCUAGAGCAGGCCUUCGACAAGCUGUCCGAGUCGGGCUUCCACAUGGUGGCGUGCAGUUCCACGGGCACCUGCGCCUUCGCCAGCAGCACCGACCAGAGCGAGGACAAGAUCUGGACCAGCUACACGGAGUACGUCUUCUGCAGGGAGUGAGCUCCCCAGACCCCCUCGCGACUUCACCGCGCCCAUCCCCCUUCCUUCCUGCUAGGGAGAGGAUUCCCGAUCUCCCCUCUCACCCCACGCCCUCCCAUUCCCCUGUCUCCCACCUUUAGUAGCUGGGCCAGACCCACUCACCCCUUACUUAGGAAACUGCAGCCGCAAAUCCUCGCGGCUUCUUCGUCGUUUUGGACCCCGCUAACCGAGAGAGCCCAGGUGUACCCCCCUCCAGUGCUUCCUCUGCUCCCUGACUCAAAGCACCCCUCCCCUGGAUUGCCUCUCAGUCUGGAUCUAGUGGGACAGUGCGGCUGCAAAGUCACCAGGUAACCGGUGGUGACUGCAUUUGUUCAGAACCUGAUUGGUCUCGGUCCAGUGUGUAGAAGAGUCCUUGAAAUCCCAAGCCCCUUUGACUCAUUAGCGGUGCAAGAGAUCAGAUAGAUAACACUGUCUGGGAAUAGUGUUCCGAAAGGUCAUUACAUAGCCUUUUAACCCUCUUUAGAGGUAGAGUUAUAGAGGGCUGGAUGGAAGACUCCGGACCUGGAGGGAGGAUCCCAUGGAGGCAGUUCCGUGACAACAAAUGAAUAAAGUUUUGCGAAGUUACAUGUAGACGUAGGAAAGGAACCUAGUGCUGGCACAAUGAAGGAUUGUAUCUUUUCCAUGCACAAUGAAAGGUCUUUGCCUAUGGCUUAAAUUUGUAGAAAGUUACCCUCCUGCCCAAGGAGGCAUCCUUUCUCCUCCGCUCACCUCCGGAAGCCCUUAGCUCGACUGGUUGACAUGGCCGCCGUUAUUGGCAAGAGGGAGAAAGCGUGCCGACGCUGACAAGGGCGAGACAGCCCUGGUCGCCAAGCACUGUGCGAAGUCACCUGGCAUUGACUGUAAACGGAGCUGGGUAGUAAUGCACGUCGUGGGUAUUAGGAGAGCCCGUCUUCUUGCAGUAAAUGGCAGUAGGACGUUAGCUCAUAAGACUUGGGG
Molecule: messenger RNA, 1518 nt
Organism: Suricata suricatta (meerkat)
Lineage: Eukaryota; Metazoa; Chordata; Mammalia; Carnivora; Herpestidae
Gene: KCTD12
Product: potassium channel tetramerization domain containing 12
Exons: 1
Biological process (GO): regulation of G protein-coupled receptor signaling pathway
Cellular component (GO): presynaptic membrane; postsynaptic membrane
Source: RefSeq, a predicted model, not a curated record